AUGUUCCUCAGGAAACGCCCUCAGCUUCCGGCACUUCCUUCGAUGCGAUUGAACACUCUCCGGGCCCGCUCCAAGCCAUCUGUUUCUGCUUCAUUGACGGACUCGGCGACUCCCAGUCCAACCGAGUCGACUCACGGCACCAGCACUUCUGCUGGCGGUGCCACGUCGGUGAGCGACCCUGAUGAUUACGCUGACAGUCUGGCCGCCAAACCCGAGUCAUCAGCAACAAUGAGGUCCAAAUCCUCCACCACCACCCGCGCCUCCGACAAAGCUAGCCAUGCUGGCCACCGACGAGCUUCUAGCCGGGUGCGCAAGCCUACUGCCAAAGCCCAAGCUCUGGGUGGCAGCAGAUCGUAUUCGCCACCACUCUUGGACACUGUUGUAGUUGAGCCUCUGACUGUAAGGUCUGGGCUGUCUUCCAACAAGGAGCCAUCGGCGACCGUUCCUCCGCCCAAAGACGUACCUGAGAAAGUGCAACCAGAGCCGGAGGUCCCAGAAACUCCAUCGGCCGCAAAUCGCAUCAGAACCAAAACUCCAUCUCCCCCCGAUGUGGCUGGAGAAGAGAGUCGAGCCGAUCUUGCCGAGACCCCGUCCCGCAGAAUCUCUCAGAGGGAGCGGAAGCCCACUGCAAAGGUAUUAUCAGAGUCUUCAACCGCUCAGAAGCGUCCGGCCGCCGACGAUGCUCAAGAGGCUCCUCCCCGCAAAUCGGCAAGAAUCUCCUACUCGGGCGCGAGAGUGCCGUCCAAACUCCGCUACUCUAUCUCUGCUGAAAACAGUGAAGCAGAUGAUGCUGGCGGGGUUGAGAGGGCCCCGACGUCUGAAACUCCAACCACCAUUAAAUCCAAAAUUAUUGUCCUAAAGUCCAAGCGACUCGCUGAAGUGUUUGGCCCACCCAAACCGUCAAAGCCCGAUGGCAGCUCUCCCUCAUCCAAGAGGAAAUCUAGACGGAGAUCCAAACGCGGCCAUGUCACCACUGACGGCGUCAUCGCGAAGCCGAAUCCGGCCCCUGUUGAAAUUCCCGGUUCAUGCAAUCUGUCUUGCCUUCCUCCAUCGUCUCGACUGCUUGCCUUUGCAGAAAUUGCUUUUCAGAUGCCAGACGAAGAGGACGAGAAUGAGGCAACUGUCCCAGGAAGCGUGUAUGAUUGGCGAAUGUACACCCAAGUCUGGUGCCGGUGCGACCAAGGUCAGCAACUGAAGUCUGAUCGCACAGGCUCGGUCGAGCUUGCACGAGCAUUGAUGCCGAACCCUGUCUCUCAGGGCACAAGCUACGACCCAAUCGAUUUGUCCUCUUCACAGACUCCUGAAGCUGAACUGUUGUCUACGCCUGUCAACACUGUCCUCCGUGCAACCGAUGCUGAGCGGCUGUCACAGCGUUUUGCCGGUCCUCCUAAUCACAGCACAGGCCAAACACCAAACGGCGCUCCAGCAACGAGUGGCAUGACGACUCGGGAUGAAUUUGUGGCCAGUGCCUCCCAUCGCCCAUCAGAGAAGUAUGCAUCACUUUAUGAGGGCCCGAGCCGCAACGUAGCGUAUCCAAUGUCACAUCCAGUAACAACGAGGCGGACUUACGAGGAUCGCCUCCGAGACGACCACAAUGCGCUGACAGACAUCCGCAAGAGGGCAGCCGCGCGCGGAAUAUCGUGGAAUUUUAAUAUGACGUUCGAUGAUAUUCACGCCUUAAUCAUGGAUGCAGAAGAGCGCGAACAGCAACAGCAACAAGCACAGUAUCGCCAGCAGGUUAUAAGUCCGCCACAAAGUGUGAUUGAUCGUGUUGUUGAAAACGUCGAAUCACCCAGCGGCUUUGGGGUACUCUUGCCUCCUCGGGGGGCGCUUCAGGCACGAAGAUUUGGAAGCAUUCAAAGAAGCCAUAAAGACAGCUUCGCCGCUGCUGCCGCAGCCAACGCGGCGGCGGAAGUAGCUCAAGAACGCCCACGCUCGAGUACUACACCCAGAAAUAUCAGCUUUGUCGAGGAAACCAACCCGGCAAAUCCUUCUCGAAAUCGUCGACCUUCAUCACCAAGUCGACCCAAGAGUUCACGGUUUAGAGUGGAUCCAAGGGGGUUGCGUGGAGAAUCUCCCGGACCAGGAACGAUCAUCAAUAUGAGUGAGAAACUCGAAGCGGCCGAAUUCAAGAAAAAGGCAGCGGAACUCGAACGCCUCGCAAGCGCAAUGAGGCAAUUCGAGGAAUACCAAAUGCGCGAGGAACAGCAGUGGGAAGAAAGAAGAAAUGAAUGGCGGCAGAGACGUGAGCAAGAAGGCCAAAGAUUGAACGGACUUGGCCACGAGCAGCCUUGA
Messenger RNA from Cladophialophora psammophila CBS 110553, 2295 nucleotides. RefSeq lists its product as uncharacterized. The record is from RefSeq and is a predicted model, not a curated record. The transcript has a single exon. Bases 1 to 2295 code for a protein of 764 amino acids. Lineage: Eukaryota; Fungi; Ascomycota; Eurotiomycetes; Chaetothyriales; Herpotrichiellaceae.